CUGUCCGGUCAUUGUUCUCGCGCCGGUAGGCGCAGAGGUCCCGGCCUGCGGGCCUUCUGCUCCAAAGCCCGCGAGCUGCGGCCGGGCUUCUCUGCGGCGCACGUAGACAAUACCCAUCCUGGCCCUGGGGAGAAACUCAAGAAGAAACUUUUCAGCUUAAAGAUUAGAUGGGGCUUGACCUCUGCUGGGCAGCCCCCAGCUGUAGGAGUUCCCCUGCUGAGCAGAGAAGAUGACUGCAGAUUUGAGAGAAGCCAUGGCCUUGGCCCCUUGGGGUCCAGUGACAGUGAAAAAGGAGGAGGAAGAGGAAGAAAACUUCCUAGGUCAGGCAUCCAGCCAACAAGUGCACUCUGGGAACAUCAAAGUCUGGGCUCCUGGAGAGGGUCCCCAGACAGGCCUUGAUGUAGCAGAACAGGAGGAAAAGGGUCAGAAUGUGUUCUGGGACAUGGCAGUAGUCUUGAAAGCAACGCAGGACAUGCCUGCUGCUUCAGCCCUUGGCAGCUGCUCAACACCAGGGACUGUGGCCAAGACCGAGAUACUGGAGACUCAUGGGAACAUGACCUCUCCAGCUGCUGAAACCAAGAACCCACAGUUGUUGGUUCCCAAAACUGAGAUCUGUGAUGAAGCAGAAGAACCCUCCAUGAUACGAGGCAGAAUCCAGAAAGCUGACCCUCGAGGAUCUGAGUUAGGAGAAGCCUGUGAAAAGGGGACCCUGUUAAAGAGGCAGAGAAUUAAGAGGGAAAAGAAAGACUUCAGACAAGUGACAGUGAAGGAUUGUCAUGUACCUGAAAGUUUCAAAGAAGAGGAAGACCAGAAGUAUCAGACAUUUGGGGAAAGAGACAGCCUUAGUUCUGGCCCUGUUAAAAAUCAGAAAAGCCAGCCUGGGCAGAAGCCUUUUACAUGCAGUGUGUGCGGGAAAGGUUUUAGUCAGAGUGCUAACCUCGUAGUGCAUCAGCGGAUCCACACUGGGGAGAAACCCUUUGAAUGUCGUGAGUGUGGGAAGGCCUUCAUUCAGAGCGCAAACCUUGUAGUGCAUCAGCGGAUCCACACUGGCCAGAAACCCUAUGUUUGUUCAAAAUGUGGGAAAGCUUUCACUCAGAGUUCAAAUCUGACUGUCCAUCAAAAAAUCCACUCCUUAGAGAAAACCUUUAAGUGCAGUGAAUGUGAGAAAGCCUUCAGUUAUAGCUCACAGCUUGCCCGCCACCAGAAAGUACACAUUACAGAGAAAUGCUAUGAAUGUAACGAGUGUGGGAAGACAUUUACCCGGAGCUCAAACCUCAUCGUACACCAGAGGAUCCACACCGGGGAGAAGCCCUUUGCCUGUAACGACUGUGGCAAAGCCUUCACCCAGAGCGCAAACCUUAUUGUGCAUCAGCGAAGCCAUACUGGUGAGAAGCCAUAUGAGUGUAAAGAGUGUGGGAAGGCCUUCAGCUGUUUUUCGCACCUCAUCGUGCACCAGAGAAUUCACACUGCGGAGAAACCGUAUGACUGCAGCGAGUGUGGAAAAGCCUUCAGCCAGCUCUCUUGCCUUAUUGUGCACCAGAGGAUUCACAGCGGAGAUCUUCCUUACGUGUGUAAUGAGUGUGGGAAGGCCUUCACCUGCAGCUCGUACCUGCUCAUUCAUCAGCGAAUCCAUAAUGGGGAGAAACCUUACACAUGCAGUGAGUGUGGCAAGGCCUUCAGGCAGAGGUCGAGCCUCACUGUGCACCAGAGAACCCACACUGGGGAGAAGCCCUACGAAUGUGAGAGGUGUGGUGCUGCUUUCAUUUCUAACUCACACCUCAUGCGCCACCACCGGACCCACCUGGUUGAGUAACAAGCCGAGGAAGAGGAGGGCCUCCAGGCAUUGGUCGUGCCUACUGCCUCUCCGACGUACACCUCUUUGCUUCCUCCUUUGUAAAAGCGAGGCCUGCUACGUCCUUAAAAUGAACAGUUUUCAGGAGUGCCGCACAAAACACAAGCGUUUCAGAGGCUAAUUUAAAGAAAAUGAAAACUAAGCACCUAAAGGCAAGAGCUUUGUUUUUAACUGUACCCUAAGUGGUCACAUUGUCUGAAAUAGAAUGUGGCUUUCUUAGAAAUGGGUCAUACAAAGGUGAUAAAGUGAUAAAGGCCCCAUUUGGGGAAAGGUAUUUUAAAAUUUUUUUCCCCCUUCCGCCUCCCCCUCCACUCCGGUUCAAGCCGAGUUUCUCAGCCUAGUUGUGUAGGACACAGCUCCCUGGCCCAUGCUGGUGUCAUGA
Rhinolophus ferrumequinum (greater horseshoe bat) is the source of this 2234-nucleotide messenger RNA. It is a transcript of the gene ZNF35, whose product is annotated as zinc finger protein 35. The transcript is spliced from 4 exons. Gene Ontology annotation, biological process: regulation of transcription by RNA polymerase II. The coding region runs from base 230 to 1813 and encodes 527 amino acids. The record is from RefSeq and is a predicted model, not a curated record. Gene Ontology annotation, molecular function: RNA polymerase II cis-regulatory region sequence-specific DNA binding; DNA-binding transcription activator activity, RNA polymerase II-specific. NCBI's taxonomy places the organism in Eukaryota, Metazoa, Chordata, Mammalia, Chiroptera, Rhinolophidae. Gene Ontology annotation, cellular component: nucleus.